Molecule: messenger RNA, 1675 nt
Organism: Hipposideros armiger (great roundleaf bat)
Lineage: Eukaryota; Metazoa; Chordata; Mammalia; Chiroptera; Hipposideridae
Gene: PNPLA3
Product: patatin like domain 3, 1-acylglycerol-3-phosphate O-acyltransferase
Exons: 9
Coding region: 52-1074 (340 amino acids)
Biological process (GO): triglyceride catabolic process; lipid homeostasis
Cellular component (GO): membrane; cytoplasm; lipid droplet
Molecular function (GO): triacylglycerol lipase activity
Source: RefSeq, a predicted model, not a curated record
UCCGGGGCGCUGCACUGCGUCGCCGUCUUUGCCGGGAUCCCGCUAGACCAGAUGACACAGAUCCUCGUUGACCUUAUCCAGAGAGCCAGGAGCCGGCACAUGGGUGUCUUCCACCCGUCCUUCAACCUGAGUAGGUGCCUCCGAGAGGGCCUCCAGAAACACCUGCCAGCCAACAUCCACCAGCUCAUCUCUGGCAAAGUGGCCAUCUCGCUCACCAGAGUGUCCGACUUGGAAAACAUCCUUGUGUCGGAUUUUCAGUCCAAAGACGAAGUCGUGGACGCCUUGGUUUGUUCCACCUUCGUCCCUUUCGUCUCUGGUGUAAUUCCUCCUUCCUUCAGAGGUGAGCGAUACGUGGAUGGAGGAGCAACUAACACUGUCCCCUUGUUGGAUGCCAAAACGACCAUCACUGUGUCCCCCUUCCAUGGGGAGUCUGACAUCUGCCCGAAGGUCAAGUCCACGAACUUCCUUCACGUGGAGGUCACCAAGCUAAGCAUGCGCCUCUGCUCGGAGAACGUGUACCUGCUGAGCCGUGUGCUAUUCCCCCCGGACAUGAAAGUGCUUGCAGAGCUAUGCUUCCAAGGGUAUAUAGAUGCGAUCAGGUUCCUGGAAGAAAGUGGCAUCUGUAACAGGUUCCAUCCGUGCCUGAAUUUAUCCCUACAACAGCCAGCCGUCCUUGCGCCCCCCUUUGAGACCACGAGCCUGGAGGCGUCCCCGGGGGUGGCCGCCUGGCCGACGCGGCCUGAGAGAGACAAGCUGCUGGACCAUCUGCAUCUCAGCAUCCUGCUCUGGGAUGAGAGCAUCCUGGAGACGCUGUCGCCCCAGCUCACUAUAGCACUGAGGGAAACAUUUAAAACCCAAGGCGGGUACAUGAGCAAGAUUUUCAACUUCUUACCGGUUAAGGUGAUGUCCUACGUGAUGCUGCCCUGUACGCUGCCCGUGGAGUCUGCGAUUGCUGUGGUCCAGAGACUGGUGUUGUGGCUUCCAGAUAUUUCUGAUGAUAUCCAGUGGCUUCAUUUGAUGACUUCCCAGAUUUGUUCAAGAGUGAUAAGUCAUCUGCUCCCCACUUCCAGCUGAGCUCCUUUAAAACACCCCCACCUGAGGUUUGCCGGCUCACUUCCCCAGACAGCCCCGCCCGGCCAGGAGGCCUCCCCACGCUGCUUCCGGGGCGUUGUGGACCAGACCCUCUCCUCCCUGUGGGACCCCAGGCUCCUGAGUGGCUCCUGUUCAUCCUGGAUGCUGGGCUCUUCCCCAAGGCUCCGGUCGGGCCUGCUCUGCUGAGCAUGCACAGUCUCUCCGGGGGGUGGGGGGUCCUCAGAGUCAGCGAGGGCCCCCCAGUCUCUGGCUCAAGUGAAGGUUGGGCCCACAUGCCCACCUGCCCCCUGGCCAUCCCUCGGCAGCGCUGCAACAUAACCUGGCCAGGGCAGGGCUCAGCCCCCCGAUCAGCUGACCUGUACAGCUUCCAAGUCACACGAGCCAGAUGAGUGACCUCUGUGGGAGACCCAGCCUUCCUCAUGGCCUCUGAGACGUGGGGUUUGAUUUCUUAAGGGAACCAGUGUAGUCGCUAAACUGGAUGUCUACUGCUGAUGGAGCCAGAUCAGCACUUCACAAACCAAGUUUUCUGGAAUGCUGGUAGAUGUUAUCAGGUGAUUUGAUCAGUUAGGAUAGACUGGAUUAU